This is a messenger RNA of Hirundo rustica (Barn swallow), 3986 nucleotides long. It is a transcript of the gene MBLAC2, whose product is annotated as metallo-beta-lactamase domain containing 2. The record is from RefSeq and is a predicted model, not a curated record. Bases 17 to 850 code for a protein of 277 amino acids. Lineage: Eukaryota; Metazoa; Chordata; Aves; Passeriformes; Hirundinidae. The transcript is spliced from 2 exons.
GCAGCGCCGGCCGGCCAUGUCGGCGCUGGAGUGGUUCGCGCACAAGCCCCUGGGCGGCGGUAUCUUUUGGAUCCAGGAGCGCUUCUACGAGUCAGGCAACCGGGCUAACAUCUGGCUGGUGCGGGGCUCGCAGCGAGACGUGGUGAUCGACGCGGGGCUGGGGCUGCGCAGCCUGCCCGACUACCUGCGCGAUGCCGGGCUGCUGGCGCCGGCCGAGGGCGCCGGGCCGCGGCCGCUGCUGGCCGUGGCCACCCACGUCCACUUCGACCACUCAGGCGGGCUGCAGCACUUCGAGGAGGUGGCGGUGCACAGCGCCGAGGCGGCGGCGCUGCUCCAAGGCGACAACUACGAGGCCGUGACGUGGCUGUCAGACCGGGAGGUGGCGCGGCCGCCGCGGCCCGGCUGGAGCGCACGGCAGUUCCGCGUUCCGCCCGUCCGGCCCAGUCGCCUGCUGCAGGAGGGGGAUGUGAUCAACCUGGGAGAUCGACAGCUCACUGUCAUGCACAUGCCUGGUCAUUCACGUGGCAGUAUUUGCUUACAUGACAAGGACAGGAAGAUUUUGUUCAGCGGAGAUGUGGUAUAUGAUGGGUCUAUGAUUGAUUGGCUUCCCUACAGCAGAAUCAGUGACUAUGUUGCAAGCUGCCAGCGCCUGAUGGAGUUAGUAGACAGAGGUCUUGUGGAGAAGGUACUACCUGGGCACUUCAACAUAUUUGGAGCCGAAAGGCUGUAUUGGUUAGCUUCCAACUAUGUUUCCCAAGCUGGAGUUUGUCACAAGAUUUCUACCUGUGCUAUGAGAUCUAUUGCAAGUAUAGCACUUCGUGUUGCAAAUUCAAGAAUUACAUCUCAGUGACAGUCAAUUUUGUGUGAUCUGUCACCUGCUGUAAAACCAAAUGGGUUGUGAAAGCAUCAAAAACAAGCAGAAGCAGUAUGUGUUAGCAAAAAGAUGGCAAAUUGAUACAGGUGAGCUUCAAAAUUUCUCUGUUUUUUUCCUACUUUAUUCGUAUUUUUAUAAAAACUCUGUAAACUAGUAGCUUUAGCCAAAGCUAUAGUUUUCUUUCUACUUUUUCAGAGCAUGUUUGUAUAUGUAUUGCAAUUGAAACAUUAUGCUUUAUUUUUGCUACUCUGACAGAUGGAUAUAUACUAAAAUGAGAGGUUGUACAUUCACGCCUGAGACCUUGUUUUGUAGUACUAGACUUGUGAUUAUUCAUCGCCGCCUGCUCAGGUUUCGACCUUACAGACCUCUUGCUAAGGCCUGGUGUUUCCUGGGAGCAGUGUCAUUAGGUCACAGAAGGAGCAAAACCUAUGCAGGACUGAGUGGGCAGAAAGAGAUAAUUCUGCAGCCAUCGCCCCUGUGGGCGUUGUAUCUGCUACACCUCUCACCGCCUAAAGCUUUAUCUUUGCAAAAUACUUGUCUGGCAGUUUCUUUAGAAUACACUAUCACGUAGAAGUUCUAUAGACCCAACUUUCAGAUACAUCAGUUUACCACAAAAGCUUUUGGUGCAGAUGGACUGUUGAGGCUUUCAUGUUUCCUGGUGUGGUGCAAGGAAGCACUGCACCAGGAGAGAAGGAACAAGCAGGAGUGCUCUCACCAUUGGCUAGCGAAUUUUUUUUUGCUUGUCGGCCUGUAGGCUUUUACGUGACUUAGGAAUUAAAAAAAUUGUGAAUUAGUGAAUUCAUGUGUUACACUACCUUGUAUAAAGUGGAUUGAACUUUUGAUGGAUGUAUUUAUUUUUUUUCUGAUCAGCUCAUAAAAAGCAUUUAGAGAGUAUGUUGUUCUGGAAAGUUGAGAGAAGUGAACUGUGACGAGAUUAAGGUGUUUGGUUAUUUUCAGCAGUAUUUUUAUGUGACUGUGUUGUAACUUGGUUUUUAAUCAUCUGUGUUGGGGGAGGGCUUGAGGCUUUAACGUGACCUUGCCAUAGUGAAGGUGCUGCAUUAAGCACGUAGUACACUUUUUAUCACAAAGUGAAUGUCACUCAGAUUGUUUACUGUUUGCAUCUGAAGUACGUGCUGCGCAUAAUUGUUCUGAAAUGUAAAGUGUGUUGCAUUGUGUUUGUUCCAAAAAAAUGUUGAAUACACUGAGAAAUGCUAAAUAGCAUUGUAACUCGCUUAUGAAAAUGGAAUGUGUGAUAUUUAAAAGCUGCUGAAAUGGUUAGAGUUUGUGUAAUUAUUAUAACAGUUUGUAUAUAUUUAACUUUUUUAAAAGGACACUGUCUGAAUUUAUUCUUGCACAUAGACAUAUAUAUGUUCCUAAAAAGACUGCAAAUGUUUCUCGCAAAUUUUAGGGCAGUUUCGCUUGUUUGGCUUUCCCUUUAUGCAGAAGGUUUAGCUCCCGUCAUAGCCAAUAGUAAGGGGGCCAAAGGUCUGGGCUCUGUCUAAGGCAUGAGGGAGAAGAAGUUGAUAGCCACCUGAAUAGAUGCAAAUUCUUGUGAAAAAAACCAAACAAAACAACCUAUUGCAAAAUUUAAAAAGCAUCUCUGUCUAAAAAUGAUGAAAGCGUGUAUCUUAUGUAAGGCUUUUUCCAUUUCAUAGAUGACUACACUCCUGCCUUUACUGUGACUAUAUUCUUUACCAGGAUUUAAUGAUUGGCUGUUGCCUAGUUCUUCUUAGAAGUGCCUAUCUGCAAGCUGAAGCAAAGUUGUGAGUGGGCAGGACGUGGAGAGAUGCAGCACUUUAGAGACCUGUUAACACUCAGGUCACAAUCUUUUGUGUAUGAUGUGAGGAGUGUUCACUGGGUAUAUUUAGAUCAUAAAACCAAGAGGUGUCUAUCUUGUCCUCAGUUGGCAGAGGAAGAAAUACAAAAACAGCCUGGGAAGCAGGCUGAAAGGCAUACAUACUGCUGAAGCUUACACCAGUUAUCCAGAGGAUGCCACGGUGUCACAGGUUACCUGACAGUAAUUGAAUUCCUGCAAAUUAGUUGACAGUGGUGUAACACCAGUAAUAGUCAUUAUUUUUAAACAAUGCUUUUGUGAAGACCAUUUUGUGAAGACCCUUUUGUGAAGUCCCAGUAGUAACCCUGGGCAUUAAGGCAGUCAUCAGGAACUCCUGUCACAAAGCCUGCCAAGUAUGGAUGUCAAGUUGCUAAAGUUUUGCAAAUGUUCACUACAAGAGUAAGAUCACUUUGAAUUGGCAUUCUCUGUUAUAGCACUAUCAGUUUGCUUGUUUGAUCCAAUAUUAGAUGUAGCCAGAUUUUACUGUAUUGUAAAGCCUGAGCUCCAAAGAGUCACAUCAGUUCAAAAGGAAAAAAACAAAAAGGAAAGACAACCUCCAUCCUCCAUCAUUUGUUUAAACCUGUGCUCAAUAUCUCUAUCAGCUAAGAUCCUUAAGUGGCCAGAUCAGUGCCAAAAUGCCCUAUUAAGCUAUGCUUUAGUCCACUAAGUACAUAACCAAAACUUGGCCUUUUUUACUUUACCAAAAUCUAGGGGAUAAUUUUCUAGCUCAGAAGUGAGCUUUACAUGCACAUAACCCAAAGUGGAGUUUGUUAGUAAACUGCUGCUAUAAUCCAAAUGAAAGUAGUUUUUUGAGGGUCAUGAAAUUAUUUUUUGUAUUGUAAGAAAUUCACUACUAGAUAAACAAUACUUAAAUGAUCUUAAAUUAAAAGAGUGGUCUCUGAUUAUUUUUGUUAAGACUUACCAUAUCUUAGUCAUAAGAGUUUGACAGCAGUCCUUUAAUGCUACUUGGAUUAAAUAUUUAAAAUGUGCAUUGUAAGUUUAAAUACUGCAUCAUGUUCAGCAUUUAGAACUGUGUUGAUUUCUUAGUAACAUCUAAAUAUAUGUUAUGCAGUUUUCAGUAGACUGGGGAAUUGACAUGAAAAUCAGAUGGGAAGUUUUGUUCUGUAAUCUGUCAAAGCUUUUACGAUGUUAAACAACAGUUUGCACAUAAUUAAUUUUUUCAUGUAUUAUAAUAAUAAAAUAUUAUAAGCCUAUGCAGUUAAGUAAUAAUUCCUAGGUAUUUCUCAACAGAAGCACUUUUCAUUCUAGAUGGAAUAU